AAAACUUGUCCCUCGAUGACCUUCGAAAACGGUUGGGUCGCCGGGAUGGUAUAUAUUGGUCAGCGGCUGAACGACCUACAUCAGUUUUUCGCUAAAGCAACUGCAGUCAACAUGAACACUAAGGUCCUUUUCCUCCUUGGCCUGGCAGCCUUUGUCGCCGCAGACAGCCGUGAAUCCUUCGAGUCCUUCGAGUCAGGUGAAGCCAAGUAUGACUUCAACUGGGCCGUCAACCAUGACGACUCCGGCAACGACUUCGGACAUCAGGAGGCCCGUGACGGCGACCACACACAGGGAUCCUACUACGUGCAGCUUCCCGACGGCCGCCUGCAGACCGUCAAGUACUUCGUGGACGGCGACUCCGGCUACGUGGCUGAAGUCAACUACGAGGGCGAGGCUCGUUACCCCGACUCCUACGAGUCCAACGAAUCAAAAUAAAAUCUCACACCCUUUGUGAUACAACGACUGCGAUGGACUCCACCGGUUACAGAAUAUGUCUCGUUAUAACUGUUAUUUAUUGUAUUAAUAAAGGCAUAUUAUAAUACAAAGGACUUGUGAUU
Messenger RNA from Penaeus monodon (black tiger shrimp), 557 nucleotides. RefSeq names its product pro-resilin-like. Gene Ontology annotation, cellular component: extracellular matrix. NCBI's taxonomy places the organism in Eukaryota, Metazoa, Arthropoda, Malacostraca, Decapoda, Penaeidae. The transcript has 3 exons. Bases 16 to 435 code for a protein of 139 amino acids. The record is from RefSeq and is a predicted model, not a curated record.